This is a messenger RNA of Nothobranchius furzeri (turquoise killifish), 10594 nucleotides long. It is a transcript of the gene ntng2b, whose product is annotated as netrin g2b. The record is from RefSeq and is a predicted model, not a curated record. Gene Ontology annotation, cellular component: basement membrane. Gene Ontology annotation, biological process: animal organ morphogenesis; tissue development; substrate adhesion-dependent cell spreading. NCBI's taxonomy places the organism in Eukaryota, Metazoa, Chordata, Actinopteri, Cyprinodontiformes, Nothobranchiidae.
AAAUCUAGUUGUAGACUUCUGUAUUUUACUUUAGCGGAGUGCAGUGUGGCAGAUGAAGUUUCAUUAUGAAACUUGACAGCUCCGAGUGCAAACUAGUGGCAAAAAAAAAAAAAAAAAACUCAAGGUCAAAUCUAAAUGAAUGUAUCAGUUCACUGACAAGAUAGUCUGUCAUUCAGACAAAGAUUUGACACCACGGGUAGCAUAGAUUGAUCUGGAGAGUGAGUGAAAUGGAUGGGUUAGAAAUGGAAAGCAACAGGAUGGAAUAAAACUGGAGAAAAGCGCAGAUUUUAUUCACCUCCUUUUGUGAUUUUUUUAAAAAUGACAAUGCAUCAGAGCAUCACAGAGCGGGGGACGGACGACUGAAUCACGGCCACAAAUAUUCAACUUCAUCUGAACAUGAACAUGAGGCGAAAAUAACACAGAAGACGGGCUGCUGUUUUCUGUAGAAGUAACAGCUUAUAGGAACAAAAGGUCCGUUUCCACUUUCGGAACCUCCGGGUACAGUAUUUGCACUUCUCCUUUUCAUCAGGCUGUCCUAAAACCAUUUUGCAGACAAGUUCAGGGAUCAACGAAGUACCUAUGUGCUUGGAAAAGGCCAGGUAGAGUCGUCAGGCGGGACUUGUGGAAAUAAAAUGGGCAGAUGUUGCCAAACAACCGACAUUUGUAAAAUUGGAAAAGCUGCUAGAGAAGGAAGGAAAAAAAUAAAUUGCCAUUUCUAAACUCCAAAUGUUGAAAAUCCCUCCACAAUGUGGUCAUUGUGACUACCUGACCCUAAUAUAAAUAUUUUAUAAUAAACAUUUCCCUAUAGGAGUCUCUCCCCAGGCCUCUACAGCAAAACUAAUCAUCGGCCUUGUUCGAGAUGAGCAGCACCUCGCCUGAAAAACACACGAGAGCAGACAGGUGCAGCAGGGGGAGUGGCUGAAAGCCGCCAUUUAAGUCGGACAGAUUUUCCUACGUGUAGGUGACGAUGGAUGACGAUAUCAUGUUUGAGUUAAUUUUUGUUUAAUUUGUAAUUUUGAUUCUGGUGCCUGUUAGCAACUGAAACACAUCCUCACAUGCUUGUGGAUAUCAUAUAAUGUAGACACAUUCAUAUGAAGAUAUGACUGUAAUAAUAAGUAAAGGUUUUCAGCUGUAGUUUUUAGUGUGCUCAUAGGAAAUGUGACAAAAGAAAAUAAAUCACAGAUCAACAUAACAUGAUUUACAAAAGACACAUGAUCAACUAACGUUUUGCAUUCUACCACAGGAUAUAUGGAUCAGAAUGGAAACCAAUCAGAUCUUAGAUCAGGUGAGAGCCAGGCGUUUCCAAUCAUGCCCUAGGUCAGGGGUGUCAAAUUCUAACUCACACUGGGCCGAAAUGAAAAUCUGGGACGGAGUCGAGGGCCAAACUUAAUGUUUUUUGAAAAAGUGACGGCAAAUUUGCACAUUUUCUUUAUCAACAUAUAUGCAAUUUAGAACCUUUUAAUUUGGAAACAAACUUAUUUUUGCAUCAACACUGAAUGUGGAAUAACCAAAUUACACACGAGCAAGUCCGUUUAAAAUAAAAGGCAUCAGUGGUAUUCAUUACUUGUGGUAUAUUCAGCAUUUUUAAAAUCUAUUCAGGAUUUAUGUUUUCUUGUUAUUAAUUUUUCUUAUAUUUUAUUCUCCUUUUUUUCUCCUGUAAUACGUGUCAUCGCUGCUGUGACGUCUAGUUUUCCCCACUGAGGAACAAUAAAGGGAAUUUCUAUUCUCUUCAUUUAUCAGCAGCCUUUCCACUUCCUGUUUUACUGUUAAAUCUUUUCUCACGGGCCAACAACAAAAUAAAAAUAUCAUUUUAUCUUAAAUGAAAAUGCAAUAUCUCACCUGUUAACUUUCAUGUUUUGGAGCAGAAAAAGAGCAUAAAACCAACAUAUUUAAAGCUCAGUUUGCUCCACUGGUUUACUGUGAUGCUCACCUGUUCCAGCCAGAUACCUGCAUCAUGGUGUUGAGCUGAGGAGGAGACUCCUGUUGUUUUGUUCAUCUUCAUCAUAAUAAUGACAACAUUAGAUGACAACAGGUGCUCACAUAGGCUUGUGCUGCUGAACAUGGAGAGCAUCUGAGCAGCUUGACCAAGUUGUUGUGUGUCGGGGAGGAAAAAUAACUACAGCAGCCAGAGGCAUACUGAUUUGAGCGUGUCACUGCUCGCUGGAGUUAUAUCAGCUCGGUCUGGAAGUUAGUUGGAAAACGUUCUCUUUCAGUCGUGAACACAUUACUGAGCGGUUAAAAUCUCAGUUUCUGGGCUUCAACGUCGGCAAAUAGCUGAGUAUGUUUAUUUUUAUGAGUCCAAAGAGACUUACAAGUGAUAAUCGACAUGUUGCCCUUGAGGCUAACAACAACAAUAACAACAACUACAACAACCAAUUUCCAGUCAGUCGUAGGGGGCAGUGAGGCAGCAUGAUGAAUCAUGGAGAGGAGGGAACAAGGAGUGGACAGUAGAGAGGGGGACGGAUGCAGGGAGGGUGCUAGUUUAGAAGAUGCUUUCUAAAGAGCAGGGUCUUCAGGAGUUUCUUGAAAGUCGAAAAGGAAGCCGCUGUUCUGGUAGUAUUUGGUAGGUCAUUCCACAUUUGUGGAACGAUGCAUGAGAAGAGUCUGGAUUGUCCUGAGCGUGGUGUAGGCACUGCUAGCCAACGAUCCUGUGAUGACCGGAGUGGCCGGGCCGAGACGUAAGGCUUCGCAAGAGGAUUCAGGUAGAUGGGAGCCGUACCAUCUCGGACUUUGUAUGCUAGUGUUAGCAAUUUGAAUUUGAUGCGCGCAGCUAGCGGUAGCCAGUGGAGCUGGAGUAAACUCUGCGCUGAGUGAGAGGAGUGUUUAGUUUGUCCGAGACAGCAGAGCUGCAGACAUCGGCAGCAGACGCUAGAAAAAACACAAAGGAGGGGGCGCUUCGGCUCUGCGCUAACACCGCAAAGCAUCAUGGGAUAUGUAGUGUUUGCAGAAAAAUCGGCCAGCGGGUCAGUUUUAAUAUAUUUUUGAUAUUUAUCCCGCGGGCCACAUAAAAAUGCUCCGCAGGCCUUGUGUCUUACACAUGUGCUCUAGGUUUUGCAGCCAGUGGAGAGCAACUGCAGCGCCUUGCUCCAAAAUCUGCGGCCGCCUUGAUCCCACGAGGUUAUCGUUGCCUACAUAGACAUGACGUCAGAGCAAGUCGGCGUUAAGUUGGACACAAACCGGCAUGCACUGCGCACCGAUCACCGGUGAUCUAAUCUGCGCAGAACUGGCUCAUCUCGAACACGGUCAUUUACAUGGGCCUUGAGGGCGUUGAUUUAUGUAUCCACAAGAGGAAGCUGUCAAUUUGGUUCCCAGCAUGCUCUAAGGGGUGACACAGACUCCUUAAUCAGCUUGUGUCUGUAAAUAUCAAGCUAUGUGAGGAAGAGGAGGGAGGGGAAUGAAAUAGGUUUUAUCUUUUGUGUACUGGUGCUAAGUAAUAGGUACAUCAGGCUAAUGUAUUAGCCUGUUUUAACGUUAGCAGGGUGAGUUAGCAUCGCCAGUGCAGGAAUCCUACUGGUUGCAGAUGUCUACCUGCUUGAACAAUGUAGAUUUGAAUAAAUUUAGUGAUAAGCAGCACCUUCAGAACAUGAUUAAGGCUUAGGAGAUAAAUCUGCAGUUAGAAUCAGGCGUCUCUCUGAGCAGGAACAUGUAGAAAACAGUGCUAUUAAGGCUAUUUGUGUGUUGGUGCAUGAUAGGUGUUGCUUUCAGCUCCUUCCUGUAGGGAAUGAGGAGCAGGUGGGAAGCUAUAGCUGUUCAAAUGUUAAACUCUCUUCCUCCUAUCCUUCAAGACAUCCCGCUAAGGAACCCAUCAUUAAGGAACUUCUAUUGAGAAGACAGUUUAAAUUCCUGUACGCUUCUUGAGGAUGUCAGAAAGAAGUAGAGAUGGCGUAUGCAAAAUUAAAAAUGUCUUUAUUUCAGUUAAAAUUGUGAUUUUUUCAGAUUACCACAAGUCUGUAGAACACAUAUCUGAAACUCAUGAUUACAAUGUUAAACCAUCUGUGCACGAGGAGAAAAGGGAAAUGGCAGAGUAUGGAGAAAGGCGUGCUGAAAUAACAGGUAGAGUGUGAUGGCAUUUAAAUAAAAAAAUUGCAUAAAAGCAUCAAUUUUUGUUCUGUUUUGUUUUGAGGAUAUAAACAUGAUAAGCAUGGACAUAUAGUGACAAGCUCUUCCAGCCAUGAGGGGGACAGAGUGGAGGAGGAAGCGCAUGGAGAAGGAACAGCUGACAGGACAGGUAUCUGAGUAGAGUAGUGAACAUGGUAGAAAUAUCCCAGUAGAUAAAUCUCCCAAACUGGAUGUCCUGGAAUAAAAAUAAUAGAUUAGAUCAGGGGUAUUAAAUUCUGGGCCUGGAGGACCAGUAUCCAGUAGGUUUUUGUAGUUUCUCUGCUCCAACACGCUUGGUUCAGUGGUUGAAUCCCCUCUGCAGCAGCUCAUCAAGCUCUGCAGAAGCCUGUUAAUCACCUGCUGAUUGAAAUCAGGUGUGUUGAGCCAGAGUUAAAACUAAAACGUGCUGGACACCAGCUCUCCGGGCCCUGAACUGAAUAACCGUGGAUUAGAUCUUGAGAUUCUGAUCGUUAAGAUGCUGAUAAAUGUGAUGUCAGUCCCCCACAAGUCUGAUGAGCGUGUUCAGGAAGGCCAGAGUUCAACGACUGCAUCUGAAAUGGAGUAUUUAAACACCGACAGGAAAGCUUUCCCCAUCUUGGUGGAUCGCGAACAUGACAGUCAGGUUCAGGAAAGAGCCUCAUCGGAGCACCGGGAAGAUGAGCAAACAGAAAGAAACGUUUCCAACAUGUUUGAUGGAGACCAGAUUUAUAGCCAUGGCACGCCUUCUUCUGAGCACAAGAACACAGAUGCUCACAGUUUUCACAGACACACACAUAAAACUCAUGGAAAUGCACACGACACUCAGGGACAUGCACACAAGACUCAGGGACAUGUGCACGACACUCAGGGACAUGCACACAAGACUCAGGGACAUGUGCACGACACUCAGGGACAUGCACACAAGACUCAGGGACAUGCACAUAAAACUCAUGGAAAUGCACACGAGACUUGGGGACAUGCACACAAGACUCAGGGGCAUGUGCACGAAACUCAGGGACAUGUGCACGACACUCAGGGACAUGCACACGAGACUCGGGGACAUGCACAUGACACUCAGGGACAUGCACACGAGACUCAGGGACAUGCACACGAGACUCGGGGACAUGCACAUGAGACUCAGGGACAUGUACACGAGACUCGGGGACAUGUACACGAGACUCAGGGACAUGUACACGAGACUCAGGGACAUGCACAUAAAACUCUUGGAAAUGCACAUGAGACUCAGGGACAUGCACAUGAGACUAAGGGACAUGUACACGAGACUCAGGGACAUGCACAUAAAACUCAGGGACAUGCACAUGAGACUCAGGGACUUGCACAUAAAACUCAUGAAAAUUCACAUCACACCCAUGGACAUGCACAUGAUACUCAGGGACAUGCACAUGAGACUCAGGGACAUGUACACGAGACUCAGGGACAUGCACAUGAUACUCAGGGACAUGCACAUGAGACUCAGGGACAUGUACACGAGACUCAGGGACAUGCACAUAAAACUCUUGGAAAUGCACAUGAGACUCAGGGACAUGUACACGAGACUCAGGGACAUGCACAUGAGACUAAAGGACAUGUACAUGAGACUCAGGGACAUGCACAUAAAACUCAUGGAAAUGCACAUGAGACUCAGGGACAUGCACAUAAUACUCAGGGACAUGCACAUGAGACUCAAGGACAUGCACAUAAUACUCAGGGACAUGCACAUGAGACUCAAGGACGUGCACACGAGACUCAAGGACAUGCACAUAAUACUCAGGGACAUGCACAUGAGACUCAAGGACGUGCACACGAGACUCAAGGACAUGCACAUAAAACUCAUGAAAAUUCACAUCACACCCAUGGACAUGCACAUAAAACUCAUGCAAAAGCACAGGAGACUCAGGGACACGCACACGAAACUCAGGGACAUGCACAUCACACUUAUGGAAAUGCACAUGAGACUCAGGGACAUGCACAUCACACUCAUGGAAAUGCACACGAGACUCAGACACAUGCACAUAAGACUCUUGGAAAUUCACCUGAGAUUCAUGGAAAUAGACAUGAGACUCAUGGACAGGCUCAUGAGACUAUUGGAAAUGCACACAAAACUAAUGAAAAUGCACAUGAGACUAAUGGACAUGUACAUCACACUCAUGGAAAUGCACAUGAAACUCAUGGAAUUUCACAUGAAACUGAUGGAAAUGUGCAUGAGACUAAUGAAAAUUCAAAGGAGACUCAUGGAAAUAGCCGUAGAACUCAUGGACAUGCACAUGAGAGUCAUGGAAAUGCACAUGAGACUCAGGGACAUGCACAAAAAAAUCAUGGAAAUACACAUGAAACUCAUGGACAUGCACAUAAGACUAAUGGAAAUGUUCAUGAGUCUGAGAGUCAUAGACAUACACACGAGAUUCAUGGACAUGCAUAUGAGACUAACGGAAAUGAACACAAGACUAAUGGAAAUGCACAUGAGACUCAUGGAAAUUCACCCAAGACUCAUGGACAUGCACAUGAGAGUCAUAGAAGCGCACCCGAGUCUCAUGAAAAUGCACAUGGAACUCAGGGACAUGCAUAUAGGACUCAUGGAAAUGCACAUGAGCGUAAUGGAAAUGCACAUGAGGCUCACGGAAAUGCACAUGAGACCAAUAGAAAUCCACAUGAGAUUCAUGGAAACACACAUAAGAUUCAUGCAAAUGCACAUGAGACCAAUGGAAUUGCACAUGAGACUCGGGGACAUGCAAAUGAGACUACUGGAAAUGCGCAUGAGAGUCAUGGACAUGCACGUAAGACUCUGGGACAUGCAAACGAGACCAAUGGAAAUGCACAUGAGAGUCAUGGCCACAAAACAACCCCACUGGGACAUGGAGAGGAGGAGCUUGACAGAAACUUUGCGAGGACAGACCCUCGCAAGUCUCACAAACACGAGACUAUUGGUCAUGCACAUGAAAGUUAUGGCCACAAAACAACAAGCACACAUGGACAUGGAGAAGAUGAGCAUACACACCAAAAUGUUGAAAUGACAGGUUCUCCAAACCCUCAUGAGUCUCACAGACAUGCUCAUGAGACUCACGGCCAUCAACAAGUAACAAGCUCACAGGAACAUGGAGAAGAUGAACACACACGUCGAACAACUAAAGGGGCAGAACUCCACGAGUCUCACGGACACAAAACAACGGGGUCACACGGACAUGGAGAUGCAGAUCAAGUACACAGUAAAGCUGAAAGAUCAGGUUCAUCACACCAUCACGAUUCUCACAGGCAUGUGCAUGAGAGCCACAGACACAAAUCAGCAGGGUCACAUGGAGAAACUGAAAUAACAGACUUUUCAGACCCUCGUGAGACUGACAACCACAAAACAAGCUCACGUGAACACGAGGAGGAAGAGCAUAAGCACGAUGAAGCAGAAGAGACGGAUGCCCACACACCACAUGAGACUCAUGGACACAAAUCCGUAAGCUCACAUGGACACAGAGGAGAGGAGCACACCCGUAAUGGCGAAGGGAUUGGUCUUCUGAAACUCUUGAUCACCGGAGAGCCACAGAUCAAACAGUUUCUUGGGACUAUAUAUGACGAUUUCAUUGACUGUGAGUGCAACGGCCACUCCAAUCGCUGCAGCUACAUCGACUACCUGAACAUCGUCACUUGCGUCAGCUGCAAGCACAACACCAGAGGCCAGAACUGCCAACACUGCAGACUGGGAUACUUCCGCAACGCCUCUGCCGAGCUGGAUGAUGAGAACGUCUGCAUCGAGUGUAACUGCAAUCAGCUGGGCUCCGUCCAUGACCGGUGUAACAACACGGGCUUCUGCCAGUGUAAAGAUGGAGCCACGGGAGCCAAAUGUGACGACUGUGUGCCGGGUUUCUACUGGAAGCAGGGCUGCUACCCUAAUGUUUGCGACGAGGAGAUGCUCCUCUGCCUGAACGGAGGAACGUGCUACCUGAACCAGAAGUGCGUCUGUCCUCCAGAGUAUAAAGGGGUUCUGUGCCAAGAGUCCCGCUGCGAGGCGGGGAAGGACUGCAACGGCGCUUCUUCGCCGCACCUUUCUACGGCCACCCUGCUGCUCUGCACUCUGCUGACCUACCUGCUGGCCACAUUAACACACCACUGAGCCCCUACCCUUCAAAGUGUGUGUGUUUGUGGGACAAAAAGAGGGGGUGACCCAGAAUGGGGAGGACCAGACAAAUCAUGGACCCCAAAGAAAAGCACACAACAGCACUUGACACUCUCACUGAACACUACCUAAACCUUGCAAACACACGUGAAUACACACACCUCCAGAGGACUGUUACGACACCGAGUGUGUGCCCAGGUGUGAGACAGACCAAGACAAACCCCUCAGAGGAAAAAGGUUCCAGUAAAAGGGGAUGGAAAUCAUACCAACCACUGUUCCCUUUAUUCUUCAGCUGGAGCAAUGUGCAUCAAACCAAAAAGCAUAAAAACACUUAAAUCACCACUGUUUCACUUCUAAGGGUAUGGCUGUUGUAACCUCACAUAGACCCUUUUAGUUCUUCUUUUGCCUUGGUUGAGUUAAAGGUCGCUAAUGUGUGAGUGUGUGUGUAUGCGUGCGUGCGUGUGUGUGUGGUCUGACUCAGCGUGCGAGUGAGGCACUUGACAGGUCAAAAAGAAGCUUGUUUAGUUCUGCUGCCACGGCCUACAUAGUACAAUACCCAGGUUUAAUUUCUUCUUGAAAAAUGAUGAGACUUGAUUUCUUUUUUUUUCCCUAAAUCAAACGUUUAAUCAUUUUAUCUAAAUGUGCCCACAAGCAGUUGCUGAGAUUAUACAUAUAUUAUACUAUCUGGGGAUGGGUGGGGUCAUGAAUCCUAAAGAAUAAAUUAGUCACUAUUAUGAUUGUUAGAGGAAUGAGUGAUUGUUGCCAUACUUAACGAGAUUUAAUCCUCUCACAAUAUUCAGGAAGCAGAGUUUAAUCAAGCUAAUCAGACGUCUAACAGAGAGAGAAAGGAUAUGAACCACGUAACAAUAUUAUAUGACAUUAUUUGAAUAUUUUUUGUAGAAAUUAUUUUUGUUUGAAGUUACAAUAAAUUAUAAAAAACAAACAAAGAAAUUACAUUUACAACUAUUCCAAAUGCGCAUUUUAUUACACUUGAUUGUAAAGCUUACAGUAAAAAUGACUGUUGUUUGCCUUCUUGGUUGUGUUUUUUUAUUGUUGUUUUCCCCGACUCAAUGAAAGUUGGCGUGUUUCCACCACCGGAUCUUCAGGGUAAUUUUACCGGAACUUCGCUUCAUGCUCAUGUCUUCACCUCAGCAGGCCGGUGUCGGUACAAGGUCUGCUCGGGUGCAAGAUCGGCUCGGGGUCCGUCGGCUGCCGAUGACGUCAAAGUAGUUGAUUGGCUGAACAUGAACUGUAUGGAAUUACGUAAUCACGUUACGUUGUUAUCACGUUACGUUAGUCCAGGCAAAUCUUUCUGUUGGAAAGAUGGACAACUUUUACAAAGAAAUCCAUCAUUACCUCUUUGAAAAUACACUUUUAGCAUAGAGCUGCAUGUAUAUUAGGGCUGAACGAUUAACUGCAUGUGCAAUUAAAUUGCGAUGUGACAAAAGGAGAUUUUCUAGUCGCAAAGGCUGCAAUUUGGCAGCGAGUGGUUAGCGCAAUGCUAAUAUACAUGGAAAAACCCAUAGGAAUGCUAAUGCUAAUAUCACUGAUUACAUUCUUACAAAUUAUGAAUUGGAAACGUGCCAAAUGAUUACAUUUGGAGUCUAAUAGAAAGUAAAACUACCAACAAUCAAAUAAGUACAGACAGGUAUUUUACUAAAGCCAGAAAACGUUUAACUCCAGAGUUUUGGCUAGCAGCUAUGAGCGUAACUGAACUACACAUGGACAAGACGUCAAAAACUAAACACAAAAUACUUCAAUAAACGGGACACACUUCUUUCCUGCAAAUAUAAUUUCACAGGUGUUGCUAAUACCUAUGAUCCUUCAAGGGAUGUGCUCAAAGAGGAGUUCAACAUUAUGAAUAAAAUAUAGUGUUUUAUUUUACAAAUACCAUUAUAAACACAAACUUAUGUCUUAAGAAACAUUAUUUUAAUAACGAAACUGCUAAAUUCUUUCCAACAGUAUAGAUGUGUGCUGUAUUUUGUCCGAGUGGGUUUGCCACACUUUGACGUCAUCGGCAGUCGAAGGAUCCCGAGCCGAUCUUGCACCCGAGCAGAUCUUGUACCGACACCGGCCCAGUGGACUAUUCUCCGGGCCAUUUUCGGGAACCAAUGGAGUAGCUGAGCUGUGGUAGGUACUUGGAAUGGUCCAGUAGAGUCGCUGACCAAGACUUGUGGUUUACUUGCGCUAGUUGGUUGUAACUCCGAAGAAAAUUACAUCGGCAGAAGUUGCUAAAACAACUGGCAUUUGUAAGAUUAGAAGAAUUAGGCCUGGGGUGCACCGGAGGCAGACGCAGUACUUUAGACCCAAUUUUUAAGGUUAUAUGUAUGUUAUAAAGCUGCCAAUAUUUUUCAACAAUUGGACAAAAUUUUAUUCAUUUUCAACACAGCUUUUUGAUUAAAGGUAAAAACUACA